Emericellopsis atlantica is the source of this 1245-nucleotide messenger RNA. RefSeq lists its product as uncharacterized. Gene Ontology annotation, molecular function: prephenate dehydrogenase (NADP+) activity; NAD+ binding; prephenate dehydrogenase (NAD+) activity. The record is from RefSeq and is a predicted model, not a curated record. The transcript is spliced from 3 exons. Gene Ontology annotation, biological process: L-tyrosine biosynthetic process. Bases 1 to 1245 code for a protein of 414 amino acids. NCBI's taxonomy places the organism in Eukaryota, Fungi, Ascomycota, Sordariomycetes, Hypocreales, Bionectriaceae.
AUGGAGAACUUUGUUGUCGGUCUCAUUGGUAUGGGCGACAUGGGCAAGAUGUAUGCCGAAAGGCUAUCUGCCGCUGGCUGGAGAAUAGAAAUAUGCCCCAACGGUCACUAUGUCUCCCGCGCAAGCGACUACAUCAUCUACAGCGUCGAGGCUGCUGUCAUUGACCGUGUAAUCGCCCAGUAUGGACCAUCGACAAAGCUCCGCGCCAUUGUCGGCGGCCAAACAUCCUGCAAAUCCCCCGAGAUCGCUGCCUUUGAAGCACAUCUACCCGCCGAUGUGUCCAUCAUAUCCAUCCACUCACUUCACGGACCUACAGUCGAGCCGGCGGGCCAGCCACUUGUACUCGUCCAGCACCGCGCCCCCGAUGCCGCGCUCCACAAGGUCGAGGCCGUCCUCGCUUGCCUACGAUCACGCUACGUCUACCUCUCCGCGAAGGAGCAUGACCGGAUCACAGCCGACACCCAGGCUGUCACACACGCAGCCUUCCUCUCCAUGGGAAAGGCAUGGCACGCAAACACGCAGUUCCCCUGGGAACUGGCCCGCUACGUCGGUGGGAUAGAGAAUGUCAAAAUCAACACCAUGCUGAGGAUCUACUCGCAAAAAUGGCACGUCUACGCCGGCCUCGCCAUCCUCAAUCCCGAGGCCAAGAAGCAGAUCGCAGAGUACGCGCGCAGCGUCACGGAUCUGUACAAGAUCAUGCUCGAGGGUGAUCUACCCGCACUGCGACAGCGCAUGUUUGCUGCCAGGGACAAGGUGUUCGGUGCCAAUUCGAAAUGGGGUUCUGGAGCGUCGGGACCUCUGCUACAACCCGCCGUCCUCUCCUCAUUCUCCUUGGGAACGCCUUCUCCAGACUCCACGCCACGACCAAACAACCACCUCAGCCUUCUCGCGAUGGUAGACUGCUGGGCGAAUCUGGGCACUGUGCCCUAUGACCACAUGAUCUGCAGCACGCCGCUUUUCCGCUUGCGGCUGGGUGUGACAGAAUACCUGUUCGGCGACGAGGCGAUGCUCGAAGAGACACUGACGACCGCUGUCAGCGACCUGACAUACCGGAGCGACGACCUCGAGUUCACCUUUGCAGCUAGGGCCUGGGCGGAAUGUGUCGCGAUUGGACACUUUGAGACGUACGAGAAGCGCUUCCUGAGCACCCAGGAGUUCUUCAAGCCGCGUUUCGAAGAGGCCAAGAUCAUUGGUAACCAGAUGAUGAAGCAAAUCAUGGAAGGCGUCAAGGACAAGCCGCAGUGA